Messenger RNA from Racocetra persica, 465 nucleotides. The record is from the annotation of a GenBank genome assembly. NCBI's taxonomy places the organism in Eukaryota, Fungi, Glomeromycota, Glomeromycetes, Diversisporales, Gigasporaceae.
AUGAAAGAUGCUUAUAAAAAUAGGAUACAACAAUCAUCAAAAAAGCAAAGUUCAGAUUUGUCUUUUAACAAACUCGCGUUAUCAUCACAAAAACAAUUGGAAAGUCCACGUUCUUCACAAGAUAUCACAGAAGUUGAAGUCUCUGACACUCCAGCAUCUGUUGUGGAUGAAUUUACGUUUUGGCCCAGAGUCAGAAAUCUGGUAUUAAAUAGGUUGAUAUCUUUUAAUGUUGGUUACAAAAGUUCAGCUAUCGAAGAAUUUGGCUUAAACUCGGCAGAAAACCAAGACUUGAAUGAUAAACCACCUGAUAUAUAUAGCGAAGAUAAUAACUUUUCAGAAAGUAGUACAGAAUUUGGUGAAAAUUCAGGUAAUAACAAUAUUUUUGAAGACUAUUUGGCUUCUGAUUUUGAUUCUGAAAUGCCACCAGAGCCUGACAAUUUAUUUACGAACGAUCGAUUUAUGUAG